Thyridium curvatum is the source of this 486-nucleotide messenger RNA. RefSeq lists its product as uncharacterized. The record is from RefSeq and is a predicted model, not a curated record. The transcript is spliced from 2 exons. Bases 1 to 486 code for a protein of 161 amino acids. NCBI's taxonomy places the organism in Eukaryota, Fungi, Ascomycota, Sordariomycetes, Thyridiales, Thyridiaceae. Gene Ontology annotation, cellular component: nucleus; cytoplasm. Gene Ontology annotation, molecular function: bis(5'-adenosyl)-hexaphosphatase activity; endopolyphosphatase activity; bis(5'-adenosyl)-pentaphosphatase activity. Gene Ontology annotation, biological process: adenosine 5'-(hexahydrogen pentaphosphate) catabolic process; diphosphoinositol polyphosphate metabolic process; diadenosine hexaphosphate catabolic process.
AUGGCCUCAAAUAGUCGCUCGAUGGAGUCCAGGACGGGAAGAAGCAAGCAGCGCUACAACUCGAAAGGCGAGCGGCUAGUUGCCGGGGUCGUCCCCUUGACGGCGGAUAAGUCGUGGGUGCUUCUCAUCCAGUCAACGCGCAGGAAAGGAUGGGUCCUGCCGAAAGGCGGAUGGGAGAGCGACGAGGAAUGUACCGAUGCAGCGGCGAGGGAAGCCUGGGAGGAGGCCGGCAUCGUCAUACAGAUCGACUACGACCUGGGCGAGAUUGUCGAGACGAGGGCGCCCAAACCUUCCUCGAAACCGUCUAAAAAGCGGGAGAAGGCGCUGUAUCGGUUCUACGAAGCCACAGUUCUGAGCGAAGAGAAGGAUUGGCCCGAGAAGGACAAGAGGCAGCGGCAGUGGAUGACGUACGUUCAGGCUCAUGAGGCCCUCAAGGAACGACCCGAGCUCCAGGAGGCCCUGAGUCGCUCGACUAUGAAGAGGUAA